Condylostylus longicornis is the source of this 4055-nucleotide messenger RNA. RefSeq lists its product as uncharacterized. The transcript is spliced from 7 exons. Lineage: Eukaryota; Metazoa; Arthropoda; Insecta; Diptera; Dolichopodidae. The record is from RefSeq and is a predicted model, not a curated record. Bases 581 to 3784 code for a protein of 1067 amino acids.
UUAACAUUAAUAUUAUAGUGUAAUGGAUAUUAAAUUAAUUAAAAUAGAAAUUUUAUAUUGUUUAGCUUAAAAAAACAUAAUUAGAAAAUGAGGUGAUAAAAUAACAGUGUUCCUUCUUUUUCUAAGUAAUAAAAUAAAAAAAAAGUGAAAAUUUUUUUAAUUGAGAUCAUAUUUUUUUUUUUUUCAAUAAUUUCGAUGAAUAAAAUAUUAAAUUAAAAUAUUUUCCAUUUUGGUGCUCUAAUUUUAUUUAAAAAUAUAUAAACGAAAUUAAAAUCUUUUUAUAAAAUUCAUAUAUAUAUCCGUUUACAUUACAUACAUACAUGUUAAAUAUAAUAUAUAAAUUAAAGUGAAAAAAAAAAAAUACGGGACGUAUGUACGCUAAGUCAAAUAAUUUAAAAGCGUAACAUGUAAUGAAAAGAAAAAAAAAUGCAAAAUUAGGAAGUAGUGCUUUACGCUUUGAAAUUAAAUUUUUUUUUUAAUUGUCUUUAUAUACAUAUAUAUAUAUAUCUAUAACGUUGUUAGUAUCAUGUUCAGUCAUCAGUAUCGAAAUUUAUUAUAGUUAUACAUAUAAAUUCGAAUUAUGUGUGAAAAACCGCUUUCAGCUUUAUGCACUGAAAAAUCAAAUAUUAAAAAAUCUUGUAAAGGCUUAAUAAAACCGACUGGAUGUAUCACAGAAUUUUUGAGUGGGAAGAAAUGCAAUAUGCAAGAAGAAAAUCAAAAUUUAAAACAUUUUGAUAAUAUUAAAAAUAAGAAUUUUUCUAUUAAAUUUGACGAAUGUGGAAAAGCAGAAAAAGAAAAAUUAAUUUCAAAAAAUUUUAAUUCACUUCCUCUCUUUUACUAUGUGAGUGAUCUUAGUCAUAACGGACCAGGGCAAGCUAUGAUGGAAUGUCCAUUAAGACAACCAAUAAGUGGAAGCAGUUAUUAUCAUCAUCAUUACCAUCAUAUACCGGAUCAAACAAAGUCUCUACAGGAAUUACAAAAUGAAGUUGGAGCUUUACUUGAAUUUCGCAAUCUAGUAAUAGAAACUUUUCCAGAUCUUAAAAGCAAAAUGGCUUCUAUGUCAGCUUCUCAUACAUUGACUGGUAAUUCAGGAUCUAAUUCACCAUUUGUUUCUAGGCUAGAAUGGGAACCGGGGAUACGAAUCAAAAGAAAAUUAGUACAGUUAAAAGAUUCAUCAUCAUCAUCAAUAUUUGCUGAAGGUGGUGCUAAUGAUAGCACUAUUAAUUCAGCACAAAAUCACACUGAAUUGUCUUCAUCAUCGCUAACUCGUAGCAGAAGUAAUUCCCAUAGUGGUAAAAAAGAACCAAAAAGUGGUGAGGGAAAUGGCAGUGUUGUUAUUCAAGACUCUGGUUUCUCGACGGAAACAAGUUCAUCUAAAGAGGCACACAGCGCUUCUUCAACAACGGGUGCUUUACAGGGAGUUGUAGUAGCUAACCGAUUAACAUUCAAUGAGUUGGACGAUGAAUUAUUAAAUUUACUAGAUGUAAUUCAUAGAAAGAGUAACAAAGUUAGAGAAGAAAUUGAGAGCAUUCAAAAUCGUGAAACAAAUAGAAAUUAUAAAAAUCAAGCGACUACAGUGCUUUUAGAUCAGUUUGGCAACAAAUGUAGUUUUGCUUCAACGUCUAAAGGCUGUGUAAAUCAAAAAGUUUUACAAGAAUAUGUGGAUAAGUUAAAUAAAGAUGAUGUACAGUUGUUACGUAAGGAACGCGAUGAACUUUUAGAUAAAUUGGCCGAAAUGGAAGCUGAAACAUUAACAGGUAAAAUUAAAAUGACUAAAAUGGAAAAUGAAGUUGAUGAAUUAACUAAAAUAAAAAGAGAGCUAGAAGAGCAUUUAAAAUUAGUCCUUAAUCAAAAAAUGGAGCUUAAUUCCAGAUUACAAGAAUUUAAUAAAUACCACAGUGGCUUUACGAAUAAUUCCUCAAGUCCGUCAGAUACACUAAAUCAUCGACAUUAUACUUCAACACCUUUAGCUUCUGGACCACUAAAUCUCAUGUCUAGAUAUUCUCCAACGACUGGCUUAAAAGAUAGAGAUAAUUCAAGUAAAAGCACAUCUACAGCAACCGUUUUUUCACCAGCCAUUAUAGAAAGCGAUGAUACAUUUAAUACACCAUUAUCUAAAAGCAUUAAUAUAAAAAAAUCGGCAAAUACAUUCCAUAGUGAUAUUAAACAAAGUAGUAAAUACAAUACAAUUAAUUUGGGACAUUUAGAUGGUUUCAUUAGCGAGCCUUGCCAUUUAACUAAACAACGUGCUAUUGAUUCGAGAAAAUUUUCGGCUAUACUUAAAGAAACUAAUGUAAUUGAAUUACAAAGGCAUCUUUUGACUUUAACAGUUCAAAAUCAGGUCCUUACACAAAAAUUAGAUGAAGCGACAAAAUCGAAUUUUCAAAUAAGUCAAAAAUUUGAAAAAUCAAAAGAAGACAUAGAUGAUUUUCGUUUUCAGCUUGAAGAAAAGAAAAUUGAAUUGGAAGGGACUAAAGCACAGUUACGAAUCUUAGAAUCGCAAACCUCAAAAUUAAGUUUUAACAAUGCCUCGACAAUUUCAUCAACUGAUGAAAUACUUCAUUCACAAAUGUCAAAUCCGAAUCACGAAGAUACAGUUUUGUCAGCUAAAACUAGUGCAUCAGAACACAUUUUCGAUAUGGAAGAUAUAUGUAGGCAAAUAUCAACUCCAAGCAUGAAAGCUAUGGUACCGAUUGCAAUCGAAGAUAUUAUUCAGCAUAAUAGCAGUAGUACAGAAUCAGCACAAGAUCAUAAUGAAAAUGGUACAUGCAUAGCUGAAAAUGUUGAAACUAAUAUAAUAACGGAUAUGGCACAACGUCGAGAAAGACCAAGACCACCAAGUAGAAUUCCUUUACCAGGUAGCAAAAUCGGAUUAACAUCACCAAAACCUCCAACUGGACGUUUAUCAAGUAGCGUUGUACAUACAAAAUCAAUUAAUAUGAGCAAUUCGGGUUCAAUUUCAAAUAAAUACUUAUGCCGUAGCACUGGUAAUCUUUGUGGGAAAUCACCAACAAAUUUAAAUAGACCAAGUUCAGCACAAAGUCUGCGAAAAGAAAAUUCUUUAUUAAUUGCAAAUAGAAGUUCUACAUCAUCUAUACCCAUUUCGUCGAAUUUGCAAAGUACUGGAAGUAGUACUUCAGCAGGUGUUGGUCAAUCAAUGUCUUCUUCGUUAAAUCAAGGAAAAUUAAAUCCGUCCCAGCAAAAUCAACAACAUAAACACAAUUUUCAUAAUUCAAAAUUUAACAGUAAUUCACCAAUAAUAAAGCAUAAACGUGAACACAUGUCUUCAUCACGAGCUCGUAACUUGGACUCAUUAUCACGAAAUAAUCAAAAUAGUAAUAAUAGUAACAUUAGCAGUUUUUCAUCAUCAGCACCUGGUCGUAGUAAUAAUAAUAUUAAUAACAAUAAUAGUAAUAUUAAUAAUAAUAGUAAGAAUAACAAUGAUAGAAGUUUUUUUAAUAGUAGUUCAACAAAUUUUCAUAGACUUAAUAAUAAUGCUAAAAAAGACUCUAGUUUUAAUUUUGCACAAACAGAUAAUAUCAAUUCGAAAUCAAUCAAACCUAAAAUGAAUAUUACAACUAAUAUUCGUCGCAUAAGCACUGCUGGCCGUAGCACUACUAAUAAUCCAAUUACUGAAUUACAACAACAGCAUUUGCAAUUACAGCAAAAACCACAAGGGCAAGGACAACUUUUAUUACAACAAAAUAAUAGUCAAAAUGCUGAUGUAGAUAAUGGAAAAGUUAGAAAUUUGCGUUCCACUGUACUAGGUUGGCUUAAAUUUUAGUCAUAUAAAAAUUCAUAUUAAAAAUAUAUAUAAAUAUAAAAUUACCAAACUUGUUGUAAUAUGUAUUAUAUAUAUAACAUAAUUAGAUAUUUAUUGGAUAAACAUUUACUUUAUUUUUUUUAAUAAAAUAACCUAAAAGAAUAAAACAUAAUAUUCAUUUAAGUUAGCUAAAUUAAGAUUCAAAAAAUAAAAAAAAAAACCAUCCAAUUUAUUAUUUAAACACGUGUAAUGGUACUUGCAAUUGUAAAUAAAAUAUUUUAUUUUAUCGGUA